UAUGGGCAAAAAAACAAUAACCAGUUUAGAGAACAGAGAGAAAUAAACAACAAAGGAACAUCAUUCUAAAACUUCACAUUUUCUGUAAUAUAUCUACCUAUACAUUCAGAAAACAAAACAAUGCCAAUGUUUUACAUCUAUUCAGAAUUAACAGUAAUAAUAAUAAGUUGUGCAGGAUAAUAAGGCUAUACUAAUGUUGUACAACUUUAAAAAAUGAAUCACCAUAUUAUUCAAUGUCCGUGUCCUCGAUGUAGAGAUAGUUCACAACCUAUAAAAUCUUCUUUCUUCCUCUCGUAAAAAGUUCAUGGAUUUUGUGUGAUCUCGUCUAGUCCAUUUUCUAUUUUAUGCAAAAAUUACCAAAUUGACAGCUUUUAUUAGAGUUCUAUUUUCUUGCUGGACUGGACGACCUUCUUUUAGAUUGUCCCAUGAAACCCCUGGCUUAUCCCACAUGUGCUUUCACAGUCCCCCACAUAUUCAACCGCGUGCUCAUGAAGGCAGCCAUUUCCCAGAAAGGGCUACAAGAGAAUUGGCUACUCCUGUUUAUGUGACGAACUGAACAAACACCAUUAGGGCCCAAAUUCCACGAACUACAAAAUCUAGAUCAACAUUUGAUUUCCACGACAUGGUAUGAUAUAUUGAUUCAAAGAACUGAUUUUUAGUUGCAAGUCAUCCAUUCUACACUGCUGCUAGGUUGUUUCACCUUCCCACUUCACAGAGAAGUGCAGCUACCGUUUGCUCAGCUACAUGAUAAACAUGUUUUGAGUUAACUGAAUGUUGAGUGCUUAAGGGAAGCUUCUCGUCCCAAUUUCCAAUCCUAAUAAAGAGCCUCAGAUCUAAUUUCCAUUCCGGCCCCUACUAGUUCUUUCCUUGGUUAUACCAGCAAUUUAGCAUAACAUACUAGGGUCAGACCACUCAGAUAUUUCCAGUUUUACAGACUUAAUGCAUACAUCUUCCUCUCACGCCAAGUCAGAUGCAAUGGAAGCACCAUGUAACACUUGUAAGAUUCACAAAAGGCAAAAGCUAUAUUUCUUAACGUCUGACGAAGAUUGAAGAGGUAAAUCAUCUAUUCAGGUUACAAUACAUGGAAAAGGAAAGCCCGUGUAGAAGAAAGAAGCCCAGAAAGGACUCAACUUUAAGCUUGAUUUAGAGAAUGCUAAAUACACAGGGAUUUCCUUGACUUGAUUCCAGAGAGAAUGUCUUGUCUUCUACAGUUCUAAGAGAAUAAGACCUCCUUUUCUCACUCUUGGUGGCUGCUAAUUUUUAUCAGAUUUCUCUCCUAGGCACGAUGAUGAAAAUUGUUGAAGGUUUCACUCUUUAGGGAAAUUAAGAUUCCUUUCAUCCUUUUACACACAAAUGAUAUUGUUUUAUUAUCAACAUACAGAAGUUUUUGUCUCCUUAGAACUCAAGAACACAAUUAUACAACCUGUAAAACAAAACCGUUCAUGUAAGGCCGUACAUAUCGAAGUUUCAAAUCUUAAACUUCUAGAUAUUCUGAAGUUUUAUUAAUUUGCUUUUGAACUUCUAUUAAUUUAUCAAAAUAGGGGAGUGGAGGCAAGAAUUAAUUUGCCUGAGUUGAUGAAGUGCAAUGAUCCCCUGUCAUCAAGGGAGGCGUCUUGCAUUAGCUCAGCCACCCCUUUCUCAUUUCCUCCUGUAGUAUCUUUCAGUGUUCCAAUUUCCAGUAAAGUUGUACCAGCAAUUGUGAAAUACAUCGGAAACUUCUUUCAGCGGGAUCAGAUUGGCAAAGAUGGGAGUCAUCAGAUGGAAGAGCAGGGAAAGGAUACAGGCAUGUCCAACGUUUUAGAAAACGAGCAAUCUGAUACGAGCAUUAGGGGAUCCGAGGAGAUGGAAUCAAAUAUAGCUUGCCUACUUGAAAAGAUCGAAAGCUUCACACAGCUGGUGUCUGAACUGCUGGAGUCGGGAAAGACUACUUUUAAAGAUCUUAGUAAUGAAUUUGAAGAGCGAAUCAUCGCCAUUCAUAAGGAUCAUGUUGAAAAAUGGCAACAUGAGAUUAAAGAGCUGCGGUUGCUUGAUUCAUCAAAUGAGGAGGCCAGUACUAUUUUAUGCAAUGCUCGAAAUUUACUUCAGAAUGGUCAUAUCCAGUUUUGAAGGUAACUUCAAACAGCACUAUUUCCUUCCAACUUUGUUAUUAGAAAUUUGAUUUUGAACCAUAGUUUGUCAAUGGCUUUCACUUUCAGAGAAGCUAAGCUAAAGAGGUAAAUAAGUUUGUUGUUUGAGAAUUGAGGUUGUUGUUCUUUGUUGGACUGUUGACAAGGCUACUCUGUUUUUCAGUUGAUUCUUGUUAGAUGGUUUCCCUUCUGAUAUUUUUGUUAAAGUGUAACUGAAACCAAUUCACUGAAUCACUAUAGUUUUUCUUCCAUUCUCUAUUUUAUAUAUAAGAGAAAUGGAAGUAAACAGGUUGGUUUUAAAAAAAGGGA
Messenger RNA from Benincasa hispida (wax gourd), 2435 nucleotides. The record is from RefSeq and is a predicted model, not a curated record. Lineage: Eukaryota; Viridiplantae; Streptophyta; Magnoliopsida; Cucurbitales; Cucurbitaceae.